AACAUUUCAGUCUCAGAGGAAUCAUUUUGUGGUGUACUCUUGGUCAUGCCUAUGGGAGUCAGUAAAUCAACAGGAUUACCUUUCCCUUCAAAUGUCCACGUGAAGGACAGGAGGAUGUUUAACGGGAAGACCAAACAUCGUCAGUGCUCAAGUCCAGUAGAUAACAAAGAACAGAAAGAAAACAAAACUUAGGUAUUUUACUGGAAUCUGAGUGAAUAAAUAGGGACCACAGGACAAAUGGCAAACAACUGCUUGAGUUACAUCAGAAGGAAAGAAGAAAUGAUGAACCCGGAUUUCCAAUAUGAAACUGUUGCACAAUAUGAUUAAAGGAGCUAACAAGUGCUGAUUACACAUUAGAAAAUCUUCUACAGGAUUUUAAAACAAAAGGAACAACUUGUCCAGAGUAUAAUUGAUGCUUCCAGUUAAAUUUCACAAUUUUGCACCUCAGGGAAUACUUUUGUUUUUCUUAGAGAGCAAAUAAACUGACCAUUUCACCUUGGCAAUUAUUAACCUGCCUCGUUUUUUAUAACUAGGAAAAAUUUGGCUUAUCUCCAUAUUUUAGUUGAGAUGACAUAUUAAUUCAUAUCUUUAUGGGUAAAAUGUUAUUACCCUUAAUACAAAGCAAAGUUUCAGCUGGACUUUGGUUUUACUUAAUCUUCAAUGGAACAUUAUUGAAGUUACAGUACAAAAAUUCUCUGAAAGAACAUAAUAAUAAGUUGUAAAAUAUAUGUAUCUUUAUAAAGAUAUAUUAUUGGAUCUUUCACAAAAAGUCAUACAAGUGGGGAAAAAAGAAAAAUAUCAGAGUAUUGGGAUUUGUCCUUGAAUCUUCUCUUUUAGCUUUGUUUCAGUUAAACCAGUGUCCACAUGUUUGUUUCUGGAUUGAAGCCAGAAUCAACAUUGUCCCUAUUUCUAAUCAAAUAAUGGAGAAAUAAUUACAAAUUCUGAAUGCAAUUAGAGGAUCCUGGGAAGCAGAGUGUCUGGAUGGAGCCUGAGCUGGGUCUCUGACUCACUUCUGACUUUAGUUUUUUCAAGGCGAAACAUGGCAAAGAUGUUUAGUUUCAUCCUUGUUACCACCGCUCUGAUAAUGGGCAGGGAAAUUUCGGCGCUCGAGGACUGUGCCCAGGAGCAGGUGCGGCUCAGAGCCCAGGUGCGCCUGCUUGAGACCCGGGUCAAACAGCAACAGGUCAAGAUCAAGCAGCUUUUGCAGGAGAAUGAAGUCCAGUUCCUUGAUAAAGGAGAUGAGAAUACUGUCAUUGAUCUUGGAAGCAAGAGGCAGUAUGCAGAUUGUUCAGAGAUUUUCAAUGAUGGGUAUAAGCUCAGUGGAUUUUACAAAAUCAAACCUCUCCAGAGCCCAGCAGAAUUUUCUGUUUAUUGUGACAUGUCCGAUGGAGGAGGAUGGACUGUGAUUCAGAGACGAUCUGAUGGCAGUGAGGACUUUAACAGAGGAUGGAAAGACUAUGAAAAUGGCUUUGGAAAUUUUGUCCAAAAACAUGGUGAAUAUUGGCUGGGCAAUAAAAAUCUGCAUUUCUUGACCACUCAAGAAGACUACACUUUAAAAAUCGACCUUGCAGAUUUUGAAAAAAAUAGCCGUUACGCACAAUAUAAGAAUUUCAAAGUUGGAGAUGAAAAGAAUUUCUACCAGUUGAAUAUUGGGGAAUAUUCUGGAACAGCUGGAGAUUCCCUUGCGGGGAAUUUUCAUCCUGAGGUGCAGUGGUGGGCUAGUCACCAAAGAAUGAAAUUCAGCACGUGGGACAGAGAUCAUGACAACUAUGAAGGGAACUGCGCGGAAGAAGAUCAGUCUGGCUGGUGGUUUAACAGGUGUCACUCUGCAAACCUGAAUGGUGUAUACCACAGCGGCCCCUACACGGCUAAAACAGACAAUGGGAUUGUCUGGUACACCUGGCAUGGGUGGUGGUAUUCUCUGAAAUCUGUGGUUAUGAAAAUUAGGCCAAAUGAUUUUAUUCCAAAUGUAAUUUAAUUGUUGCUGUUGGGCUUUCGUUUCUGCAAUUCAGCUUUGUUUAAAGUGAUUUGAAAAAUACUCAUUCUGAACAUAUCCAUGCGCAAUCAUGACAACUGUUGUGAGUAUCGCUUUUCAUUCUUCUCACUUGCCUUUGUUACUUAAUGUACUUUCAGUACAGCAGAUAUGCAAUAUUAACCAAAUAAAUAUAGAUUGUGUUAA
This is a messenger RNA of Pongo pygmaeus (Bornean orangutan), 2179 nucleotides long. It is a transcript of the gene FGL1, whose product is annotated as fibrinogen like 1. Gene Ontology annotation, molecular function: extracellular matrix structural constituent; protein-macromolecule adaptor activity. The record is from RefSeq and is a predicted model, not a curated record. NCBI's taxonomy places the organism in Eukaryota, Metazoa, Chordata, Mammalia, Primates, Hominidae. Gene Ontology annotation, biological process: blood coagulation, common pathway; blood coagulation; platelet aggregation. The transcript is spliced from 9 exons. Gene Ontology annotation, cellular component: fibrinogen complex. Bases 1040 to 1978 code for a protein of 312 amino acids.